AUGGGGCCGUGGCCAGUUCUGCUUCUGGCUGCCCUUGUCCCCGCCGCAGCCCUGGGCGCUGGACCCCACAGGCUUCAGUAUGAGCUCAUGGAGACCCAGGAUGCCUCGCUGUACUCGCAAUUUGUUGCCAAGGAAUACUUGGACGAUCAGCUCAUCCUGCGCUACAGCGGUGGGAACAACAGGCCCGAGACCCCAGGCCUGCUGGCACUAGUUAUCCUGGGAGCUGAGCCGGAGGACACAGUGACCAGUGGCUUCACAGAGGACAGGAGGGGCCUCCUGAUGAAGCUGGCAGAUAUCAGGGAAAAGCAGAGCCAGAGUGGAGGCUCCCGUUCCCUCCAGGAGGUUCGGGGCUGUGAGAUCCAGGAAGACAACACCACCAGGGCCUUCAGGCGCUUCUUCUAUAAUGGGGAGCCCUUCCUCUUCUAUAACGAGACGACCCAUGAAUGGGAAGCACCCCAGUCCUCGGUUCUUCCCUUGGCUGUGGAAGUCAAGAACUCCUGGGACACAGAUAGGAUUGGAAGCCAGAAUUCCUGGGCCCUUGUGCGUGGUGACGUUUGUGGAAAACUGCGGAGAUACCGGGAAUCCUGGAAGGCCUUCACUAAGAGCACAGCUGUGAAUGCCACCUGCAGCCAGGCCUCCGAGGGCGUGGUCAAUGUGACCUGCUGGGCAUCUGGCUUCUCUCCCUGGAAUAUCUCACUGGUCUGGCUUCAGGACGAUGAGCCUCUAAGCCCAGAUGCCCAGCUGUCUGGGGGUGUCCCGCGUGAUGAGAACAGAACCUAUUGGGCCUGGGUGGCCCUAAGGAUUCCCCAAGGAGAGGAGCAGAGGGUCACCUGCUCUGUGGAACAUUACUGGAAUUGCACUGUGACCUGUGGAAACGUGCAGGUACAUCAGAGUCCACGGCCAGCUGUGUCCCGGGGUAUCGCUGUCGCUGCCACUUUCACUGUCCUUGUCGCUGCUGUCCUUCUUUAUAACUUUUGGCUCAGGAAGACAUCAGCUGGGGAGCGUCCAGGACCCCACAGGCUUCAGUAUGAGCUCACGGAGACCCAGGAUGCCUCGCUGUACUCACAAUUUGUUGCCAAGGAAUACUUGGACGAUCAGCUCAUCCUGCGCUAUGACAGUGACAACGGCAGGCUGGAGACCGGAGCCCUGCUGGCACGAGUUGUCCUGGGGGCUGAGCUGGGGGACGCAGUGACCAGUGGCUUUGCAGAGGACAGGAGGGACCUCCUGACGAAGCUGGCAGAUAUCAGGGAAAAGCAGAGCCAGAGUGGAGGCUCCCGUUCCCUCCAGGAGGUUCAGGGCUGUGAGAUCCAGGAAGACACCACCAGGGCCUUCUGGAGGUUCUUCUAUAAUGGGGAGCCCUUCCUCUUCUAUAACGAGACGACCCAUGAAUGGGAAGCACCCCAGUCCUCAGUUCUUCCCUUGGCUGUGGAAGUCAAGAACUCCUGGGACACAGAUAGGAUUGGAAGCCAGAAUUCCUGGGCCCUUGUGCGUGGUGCUGUUUGUGGAAAACUGCGGAGAUACCAGGAAUCCUGGAAGGUCUUCAUUAAGAGAACAGCUGUGAAUGCCACCUGCAGCCAGGCCUCCGAGGGCGUGGUCAAUGUGACCUGCUGGGCAUCUGGCUUCUCUCCCUGGAAUAUCUCACUGAUCUGGCUUCAGGACGAUGAGCCUCUGAGCCAGGAUGCCCAGCUGCCUGGCGGUGUCCUGCGUGAUGAGAAUGGGACCUGUUGGGCCUGGGUGGCCCUAAGGAUUCCCCAAGGAGAGGAGCAGAGGGUUACCUGCUCUGUGGAACAUUACUGGAAUUAUACUGUGACCUGUGGAAACAUGCAGGUGCAUCAGCGUCCAUGGCCAGCUGUGUCCUGGGGUAUCAUUGCUGGUGUCUUUGCUGUCCUUGUUGCUGCUGUCCUUCUUUAUAACUUUUGGUUCAGGAAGACAUCACAUCAGCUGGGGAGAAUCCAGGGCCCGGUAGCCUGCAAGACCUGAGCCAAGGGUGACAACGGACCUUCAAGCCCCUGGGCCUCAGGGUUCUCAGCCUCUGUUGUGAGUGCCUGAGUCCAUGGACUCAACUGCGGCCUCGUAGCAUCUGCACUUUGGCCCUGGACUCAUGCCUGCGCUCCUCUCACCAGCACUUUCUCUUGAUGCCUCCUUUUUCUCAUCUGCAAUUAGAUAACAGCAUUCUCUGUAACUCUCUUUCCUCUGGUACCUCCUGAGGAUUCUCACACCAGCUUUCCUUUGUGCUCUGUUACUUUGUAUCUCUGCAGCUCAUGUAAUGUAUGUAUAUAUAGUAUAUAUAUGUGUAUAUAUUUAUAUACAUACCUAUAAUUCCUUUGUGCAGUAUUUUACA
Molecule: messenger RNA, 2341 nt
Organism: Talpa occidentalis (Iberian mole)
Lineage: Eukaryota; Metazoa; Chordata; Mammalia; Eulipotyphla; Talpidae
Product: MHC class I polypeptide-related sequence A-like
Exons: 10
Coding region: 1-1980 (659 amino acids)
Biological process (GO): antigen processing and presentation of endogenous peptide antigen via MHC class I via ER pathway, TAP-independent; antigen processing and presentation of endogenous peptide antigen via MHC class Ib; immune response
Cellular component (GO): external side of plasma membrane
Molecular function (GO): signaling receptor binding; peptide antigen binding
Source: RefSeq, a predicted model, not a curated record